Molecule: messenger RNA, 2381 nt
Organism: Pipra filicauda (Wire-tailed manakin)
Lineage: Eukaryota; Metazoa; Chordata; Aves; Passeriformes; Pipridae
Gene: M1AP
Product: meiosis 1 associated protein
Exons: 10
Coding region: 92-1684 (530 amino acids)
Biological process (GO): spermatogenesis; male meiosis chromosome separation; meiosis I
Source: RefSeq, a predicted model, not a curated record
GAUCGGGAUCGGGAUCGGGAUCGGGAACCGGGAGUCGGCGCCCCGAGAUGCAGAUGGAUAAUUGGAUAUGUAAUACCUGUGUUCAGAAGCCAUGAAUUCCAGAAAAUUACUCUCAGAAACACGGAGAACUUUUCCUGCUCCUAAAGCCCACUGCCAGCAGCCAUCGCGGAUUCUCGUUGUGGACGUCACGUCCCCUUCCUGGGCCAAUACUUGCUCUGUGCUCUGCGAGGCUCUGGAAAACACGCUGUGCCUGGCAUGUGGCUUGGCAGGGCCCUGCCGUGUGCCCCUGCUGAGCCUCUACGUGGUGCAGCCCCAGCAGGAGUGUCUGCUGCCCUUCACGCAAGUGAAAGAAAACUUUGCGCGAAUUCAAGCCUGCAUUUCGGAGCUGCGUUUGCUCCCAGCAGAAGGCUCUUUCCCACAGGGGGGAAGUGGAGUGGUACAAGCUGUGCAGGAUGGAUUGCAGCAAUUCAAACAAUACAGCAGACACACAGCAGCAGGAGGCUCAACAAACAGUUCUGUUGAGAUCACAGUUCUGACUAGCCAGUCCAGCAAAGAAAUGGUAAAACAGCUGGAAAAGAAGUUAAAAGAUGUAGACCUUGUGAGUCUGCGAAGACUACAAGUCAUUGAGGUUUUGAAGAGAGACUUCCUGGAGCCCGAGGAUGUGGAGCAGUGUGUGCCAGCAGAAGAGCCCAGCAGCAGUGAUAUUGCAAUCCUGGGAAUGGACAUUGAUGUGCAAACCGUAGAGGACAAUGUCAUCAGCUUGGAGAUGCUGUUUAAAACAUGGCUCCAUGACUAUGGCACGGAGAGGGAACAGCUCCAUCUCCUCCUUCCACUGGGAGGUUUCAGCCAUGCUGCUGCACCCAAGAGCACCAUAAUGUGCCUGAAGUGCGACUUGCAGGAGAGACUGCUCGACCCAGCUCUGCUUUCGGGGCCGGCUGACGGCACUGGGAGAGCAGCAGAUCCCAGUUCUCCCUGGCACGUGGCAGCCUGGCCAGCCACAGGGCUGCACAAACUCCGGGUGGUAAAGGCUCUGAAGUCUGAAGGUGUCUGUGAGUCUGUACUGUAUGGCCUGCCCUUCAUCAUCAAGCCCACGAGCUGCUGGCAGCUGGACUGGGAUGAACUGGAAACAAACCAGCACAGCUUCCAUGCUUUAUGUCAUAGUCUUCUGCAAAGGAAGUGGAUGCUUUUGGCCAGGCACGAACCUCAGAACACCAAUCCAAACUGGAACACUGUGGUGCAUUCCUAUUAUGUCAUCGUCCCUUCCGACUCUGCCACUCUACUUGUCAAAGCAGUCGCCAUCAGGGAGCUCCUGCUGCCUUCAGCCUUCCCAGCCCUCCUUGCUGAGCACCCCGAGCACAUCCGUGGCCCCAUAGAGAGUGCCCUGAACAACUUGGAAGUGGAAGUUGCUUAUAACCCCUUACACCUAAAAAGCAACCUCUACAAAUACCUGAAGAGUUCGUUGUACAAACCUCCACAUCGGCAGCAGGCCCAGCCCCGGGAGCAGCGCCCGGAGCGGCAUCAGCCCAAGCAGUUUUGUUCGUCACCGAGUCAGUCUACAGGAAGUUUCUGCUCUGGGACCCUCUGUCCAGAGAUCCAGCUAUCCCCCACAACACCACGUAUUUCCUGUUCUUGUCUGCACACAUCACAAGCAUGCCUCAAAUUUUGGUUUCUGAGACCGGGCUAACACAGGCCACAAACCACAGAUUGCUGCCAGCGGGUGCGGAGGAGCUGCAAGCAGGGUGGUGAGGAAAUCAGACAGACAAGGCAGGCAGUGACACCGAGCUGCCUUCAUCCUGCAGCAGCAGGUUCAGUGGGGUGCCUGGAAUUCCUUAAAGCCUGGAAUUCUGCCCUCCCAGGCACAGCAGUACCCAUGAUGAUGAUGAUUUGCUUGCUUCCGAGGCUGGCCUCGCUGUCCAACACCCCAGCCAGUGAAGGGGUUUGUAGCAAGUGCCAAGCCAGGGCUGGCUCCUGCACAGUGACAUCUCAUGCAGUUGGAACUGCAGCACAGCCCCAGCCCCAUCUCCUCCUCCUGGACCACCUGUGCCUAUGGGGCUGGUCCACGAGCCAACACAGCAAUACUUUUUGGCAGGGUUCAGAAGAUUCUCAGAUCAUAGUAUGACAUGGCAGGGGAAAAAUGCAGCACCACACUGGCCUAGAGCUUUUCAAGAGAGUUUCUGCCCAGUGCUGGCACACGUCAGCCUGGUUUUCAGUGCAGGUGUAGGGCAGCUGCCCCUGGCAGGGCAGAAGCUGAGGGCAGUUCAACCAAGCCAAGGUGGGGUGGUCUCUACCAGCCCCCAAUGCCAAGCACCAGCACGGUUUGUGUUCUACUUACUUUGUUCUGACAAGCUGUUUCAAAAUAAAGUUAUCCACCAUAAUGUUCA